Messenger RNA from Megalobrama amblycephala (Wuchang bream), 459 nucleotides. Its product is annotated as CD209 antigen-like protein D. The record is from RefSeq and is a predicted model, not a curated record. Lineage: Eukaryota; Metazoa; Chordata; Actinopteri; Cypriniformes; Xenocyprididae. The annotation marks the transcript as partial. The transcript is spliced from 4 exons.
UGUGAUGAGAUCCAAGGCUUGUUAAAAGAGAAAGAUAAAUUGGAGAAAGACAUUAGCAACACGACUAAUCAAAAUAACCAGUUAAAUGAGGAGAAAAAACAACUGUUAGCACAAUUUUUGGAUGGAUGGAAGUGCAAUCAAUCCAGUUUAUACUACAUUUCCUCUGACACGAAGAACUGGGCUGAAAGUAGAGAAGACUGUUUGAACAGAGGAGCAGAUCUGAUCAUCAUAAACAACAGAGAGGAACAAGAGUCUUUUAAAACUAAUGCUGAAUUCUGGAUUGGUCUAAAUGACAGUGAUGUGGAGGGCACAUGGAAAUGGGUUGAUGGCAGCACACUGACCUCUGGGUUCUGGGCGUCUGGACAGCCCAACAUGGGCAAAGAGGAAAACUGUGCUGUGCUGAAUCCAUUAGGGUGGUAUGGUUAUCCAUGUGAUAAUGUUUUUAAAUGGAUAUGUGAG